Molecule: messenger RNA, 6257 nt
Organism: Ahaetulla prasina
Lineage: Eukaryota; Metazoa; Chordata; Lepidosauria; Squamata; Colubridae
Gene: GZF1
Product: GDNF inducible zinc finger protein 1
Exons: 6
Coding region: 1241-3388 (715 amino acids)
Biological process (GO): regulation of transcription by RNA polymerase II
Cellular component (GO): nucleus
Molecular function (GO): protein binding; RNA polymerase II cis-regulatory region sequence-specific DNA binding; DNA-binding transcription factor activity, RNA polymerase II-specific
Source: RefSeq, a predicted model, not a curated record
UUGAUUCUUGAUGAACGUAUCUUUUCUUUUAUGCACACUGAGAGCCUAUGCACCAAGACAAAUUCCUUGUGUGUCCAAUCGCACUUGGCCAAUAAAAAAAUCCUAUUCUAUUCUAAAAGGAUGGGGAGUAAUUUAUGCUUAACAUCAUUGCGCUGGGACAACAACAACAACAACAAAAAAGCGGAUGGCCGAAGGAUCCUCCCGCUUCCACAGGGCUUCUAAAAUAGCCUUGGUGCCUUCCAAAUAGAUGGAGGACAAUUUCCAGUUGCCCUUAGCCGUUGGUCAUGUACCUGGGAUGAAAUGGGACUUGUGGUCCCAUAUCUGCAUGGGCAUCAAGUUAGCUCAGGCUGAUGGUCCUGGAGGGCAGCAGACAGAAUGGGAGGAAAGUGAAGUUCAGCUGAGAGAAGAGUAUAUAUUAAAUGUAUAUGGAGGUGGGUUAUUUAAAACACACACACACUAGUAAAGAUGCGCAUACUUAAAAUAUAGGAUUUCUAAGCAGUUUUGUGUUUAGAAUGGUUUUGAACUAGAAGUUCGAGACCAUAGGGGGGGAAAAAUGCUCGUUUGAUAUUUUUUAUUAGAGGCUGGGGCAGAUUUGUUAGCAAAAGAAUGCCAAACAGUUAGCUGUGCCUGGAGUUAGGAGGGUGAAAUUGCUUGAUUCUAUUGAUAAAACUUGCCUUCUUCCUGUCUCUCAGUGAAUAAAACUGGGAGGAGGGGGAAACCAGAAGUCUCUCUGGCUCUCUGACUUUUUCUGUCAGAUCUCCUGAGCCCCUUAUUGUUGUUGUUAUUAGACUUCGCAUCUAAUAACAAUAAAUCAUAAAAUAAUUUCAGAACAGCUUCAUAAGUUUAACCGCCAGUUUAUUAUCUAAAUGAGAUUGUGUGAAAGGAAAAAAAGCUGAGGAGAACAAGCAAGUGUGGAUUCUAGUUCUUGAACUGAGUUUCAUUAUAUGAUAAACCCCUGGCUAUCAGAUGGGCAGGUUAUCCAAAGUCACCAUGGAUCAAACCCUGGUUAAAGCCCUAAUUUGUUUUAGGUUUACUUCCCUUAGCCAUAGGCCUGUGUGUCAUCUCAAUCCAGGUGUUUUGGUUAACUUUGAUUAACUCUUCUUCCCAAGCAGUUCAGGGGGAGUGUCAAGAUGAAGAGAACUGGAUGGAUGGGGUGUACAUCAGUGAGCUGAAAAUUUUAAGAAAGCGAAAUAUGGAAAACUGCAAAGUGCAAAUUUAUUCUAAAUAAAAGAGGAAGAAGAUGGAAAGUAAUGCUGUUCUUCUGGAAUCCAAAUCCUCACCAAUCAACCUUCUGAAUGAAAUGCACCAACUGCGUCUCCUAGGUCACCUUUGUGAUGUCACCGUGAGUGUAGAAUAUCAAGGUGUAAGAGCAGAGUUUGUUGCUCACAAAGCUGUGCUGGCAGCCACAAGCAAGUUCUUUAAAGAGGUCUUUCUUAAUGAAAAAGGCAUGGAUGGACCAAGGACCAAUGUGUUACUGAAUGAAGUCCAGGUAGCUGACUUUGCGUCUUUUCUGGAGUUUGUUUAUACUGCCCGGGUAGAGGUAGAAGAAGAUCGGGUACAGCGCAUGCUGGAAGUGGCUGAGAAACUGAAAUGUUUAGAUUUGUCAGAGACCUGCUUUCAGUUAAAAAAGCAAAUGCUUGAAUCGGUAUUGCUGGAGUUGCAAAAUUUUUCUGAGUCACAGGAUACCGAUGAGGAUGGCAAGGCCCAUCCUGGAACUUUAACUGAGCCCAAAACUGUCACUGAACCACAAGGGGACAAUAUGGAUUAUUUUGCAAGCUCCGCCCUCAGAAGACCCAGAACUGGACCGGACCUCGAGUCCACCACCCUGAAAUUAAAGGAAAAGUUGGACAAAAAAAAAGAAGCCCUGAAGGCCCCCUGUGCCAAAAUCAGGCGGGCGAGUGGCAGGUUGGCUGGCAGAAAAGUCUUUGUGGAGAUACCCAAGAAGAAGUACACAAGGCGCCUGCGAGAGCAACAGAAGUUUGCUGAAGCUGUUGUGGAAGAGAGCCGGCUUUCCAAAGACCAGGGCCCCCGUGAAAAGGGUAGGGAGGAGGAGGAGGAGGAGGAGGAGGAGGAGAAAGAUCAAGCGGUGAACAGCGUGAAGCUAGAGGAGAAAGGGCCUGAUGGUGCUGAGGACCACCGGGAAGAAAACUUAACUAAACUGGAAGAGGAUAAAAAGAACCGCAGUGGCAACUUUACUUGCAGUACUUGUGAGCGGGAAUUCCUCUACGAGAAGAGCUUUCUGAAACACAUCAAGCAGAGCCAUGGCAUCGCAGCCGAAAUCAUUUACCGUUGCGAAACCUGCUGUCAGACUUUUGCCAACCGGUGCAACCUCAAAAGCCACCAGCGCCACGUCCACAGCAGCGAGCGCCACUUCCCAUGCGAGCUCUGUGGUAAGAAGUUCAAGCGCAAGAAGGACGUCAAGCGGCACAUUCUGCAGGUUCAUGAGGGUGGUGGGGAACGUCAUCACUGCCUCCAGUGUGGAAAGGGUUUGAGCUCCAAAACGGCCCUGAGGCUUCAUGAAAGGACACACACAGGCGACAAGCCUUAUGGGUGCACAGAGUGUGAGGCUAAGUUUUCUCAGCCUUCGGCACUUAAAACACACAUGAGAAUCCACACAGGCGAAAAACCAUUUGUUUGUAAUGAUUGUGGAGCAAGAUUUACACAAAAUCACAUGCUUAUAUACCAUAAAAGGUGCCAUACAGGAGAGCGACCUUUCAUGUGUGAGACAUGUGGGAAGAGCUUUGCCUCCAAGGAGUAUUUGAAACACCAUAAUCGAAUCCACACUGGAUCUAAGCCCUUUAAAUGUGAAGUUUGCUUCAGGACAUUUGCGCAGAGGAAUUCCCUCUAUCAGCACAUCAAAGUUCAUACAGGUGAGCGUCCAUACUGCUGUGAUCAGUGUGGCAAGCAGUUUACUCAACUCAAUGCACUGCAACGUCAUCAUCGGAUCCACACAGGAGAGAAGCCAUUCAUGUGCAAUGCCUGUGGACGGACAUUUACCGACAAGUCUACUCUUCGGCGUCACACCUCAAUUCACGAUAAGAACACACCCUGGAAGUCUUUCCUUGUAGUUGUUGAAGGUGCUUCUAAGAAUGACGAGGAUCAUAAGACUGAGCUUCCUGAUGAGGAAUAUGAUGGACCUCGUCCCAAGUUAUCAGAAAAGCUGCUGUCGUACGCUGAAAAUGGGCACUAUCAAAGUUUGACGGCUGUUGAAGAAAGCAUGGCUGCUGGGCAUGAAAAUGGAUCUUCCUCUGUAACAGACUGUAAAUUGAGGCCUGCAGCAGAGUCCCAAGAAGCCCCUAUAGCUACAGCUUUGCAUGAUCUGACAGUGUUGCACACCCAGACAGACUCACUUCAACCGCCUCUUCACAACUUGGUGAACAUGGAAUAGGCCCAUCAGUUGAGUGGAGAAGUUCAACAAGGGAAAAGUUACUUUAUAUUGUGUAAAACUCUUGUAGUACAGUGACCUGUGAAAAGAUGCUGUUAAGAGUCCUAUAUUCUACCCAAAUUAGUUGAAUUCAAAUGGAUGAAGUCAGUACUUAACCUAUUUGUCAAAGAGAAAAGUGCUCUUUCAUGUUUUAUCUGCAUAAUGUAAAGUAGGGUCCAGAUCACAGUCAUUAUAGAAGGAAAUGGCGGUUCUGCUUGAGUCCAGAUUUUUCUUUUUCUUUUCUUCUCGGCAUUAUAUCCCGUUAGUUUCCUUUUUAAAAAAAUAUCUUAUUUAACUUUGUUUUCAUAUUGUAUGCAGAAGAAUGUGAAAUACUGUGCCACAAUCUCUCUCUGGGUCCAAUACUUGAUGCAGUGUAAUCUUUUUUCAAAGAAAUCUCAGAUAGCAGGAAAUAUCUAACACUGUUUUUGUAAACUACAGAACUGCUCGUCUGAUGAAAUUCAGGAAAAUCACCAUUUGAAUCCAACUAUGUCCCUUGGCUGUUGCAAUGAAGUCCUGGGUUUCUCUUCCCUCAUGUAACCCUUUUGCACCUGUCAAAAAUCUGCCAAUGCUUUGGAUAGUCUCCAGAAUUGAUGUGUACAAUCACCAUAGAGGGAGAAAAAGGGAAAAUCACCUCGUUUGCCCCUACAAUUUGGAUGUUGACUUAGCUUUGUAAAAGGAAUGGAGAUUACAUUAAACUAAUGUAAUCAGUAUGACAGACUACUUCCUGGGGGGGAAAAACUUGGAAACAGAUUUUUUUUAAAAAAUUGCAGCAGCUUUGUUCUAAAGCUAAAUUCCCUCCUAGGUAAGCCUGCUAGCUCUCUGUUUCUUCAGUCCCUACUGAUCUGUCCAUAUGAUAGUGAUGUCUACUACAGAAGUAAGGAACUGACAGUUUUCCAGAGAUAAUGCUAAAUUACCGAUCACAGUGCCAACCAGCAUUUGUAUUAAUGAGACUAACUGAGAAUUGUUAUCUGACAACGUCUAGAGAUUUAUAGGGCCUGUUUUAUAAAUUCAUCAUCUUAUUGCAUCCACCUAGGUGUCUUCUCACUACUGCACAUUCUUUGCCCCGAAUCUCUCUUUAGAUUAGAAGGUCCUGCACGUGGUUCUUGGUUCCCCCAUUCCCCGCUCUCCAGAAGUUAUUUCCUAGUUGCUGCUGUAUUCUACUUACUGGUAUUUGCAUAUGGAGUUCUGUACCUUGAAGAAUUUCAUGGGCAGAAUUCUCAUAGAACAGAUUGCUCCAAAUAUUAAAAAUGUUUUUUUUUUUCAAAGAUGGUACAUCUUGUAGAUAAUUUAUUGUAAAUUACCUUGCUUUGCCCCAUUAUAUUAAUAUUUUGAAUUAAGAAAGUUAAAAUCAUCAGAUUUCUGGCAGUGGUGCCUGAAAUAUUCUGGAUGUAAUUUUCCUGCUUUGGAUUUACGUUUGCAUGAAACACUUCAAUCUCUUGUGGCAAAUUAAGUUAUAAUCUGGGCUGUUUGUAGAUUUUUACAAAUAGAUUCACCCAAUUAUGUUUCAGUCCACUCAUAGCUUGGGAGACUAUGCAGUGUAACCAAGAUAAAAUAGUUGCUCCAAAUGUAAAAGUAAGUUUCCUAUAUCACACAGGUUGCGGAGAUGAAAACUUUUAACUCAAAAAGCAUCAGUAAUGUGCCUUUUUACUUUUAAAAUCAGGAAAUAAGAAGUGCCAAAGCCUAUGUGAAUUUGAAAUUCCACCUAUGUCCUGAAUUUGCUAGUAUUCUGGGUUUUAAUUUUUAUAUUCAGAAACCAUCCUUAGUACUAUUUAAGACUUUAAAAAAUUACCAACAUGUUAAAUGUUUCUUUCCAAAUCACGUAUAUUGCGGUGUUCGUGGUGUUUUUCUACAUUGGGGAACUAAGUUGUAAGUUAAAGUGUUGUAGUUUCUGUCAUUCUGUGUGCACACCUAAAUUUUCUUUGGAAGGUUGUGAGAACCUUAAAGAUGCAGCAUCUUUAAGAGAGCUACAAGAUGGAGAAAACAACAAAAUAGGGGGAAAGCCCAUUUCAAAAGUGGAAAUCUGCUCACAUGACAUCAAGUAUCAAUCUUUUUAGGCAUUUUUAAAAUAUUCUGUCCCUUUCAAAAAUAGGUGCAACUAGUGAUGUGUGUGUUGGGGCAUGUACUCUUUAUGACAAAAAAAUGUGGUAAAUUUGAGAGAGACACAAUUGUUUUGUCUUAAGGGACAGGAUUUUCACUGAAGUAAUCUUGUAGGAUAUGAUUUUCCUCAAGGCAUUUGUGGAUUCAGAGAAUAUGCCAGCUGCUUUUACUUGGUUACUUUUCAAAGUUGAUUUAUUCCCGCAUUGGAUCCGAUUUUGGAUAUUGGUUGCACCCUUUGGUAAAGUUUUGGAUUCGUUCAGUUGUGUAUCCUCAAAAUUUCCUCUUUUUCCUUACAUCAAAUUCAAAAUCACUUUGUGGAGGGGAGGAAUAAUUUAGGCCAACUUUGCUAUAUUAGCUUUUCAAAUUCUUGCCCUAAUAUUUUGUUUCUUCAGAAGGAAAAGCAAUAAAAAGUUCCUAUAUAUAAUUUUUUAAAGGUAAACUCUGUAGUAAGAGCUGUAUGUCAUUUCUUCUGUUUUUAUUUAGUCUGGUAAAAUGAAUGUUUUUAGAAAUACUAUCCAGGGGUUAUAUUUACAUAUUUAUUUUGUAUACCAUGUGCUCCUUUUGACUUGCAUUUUAAUAACCAGUUGCAAUAUAUUUGUAGGGUAUAUUUCAACCUUAAAUACCAAUAGAUAGGGAUCAUUAUUUUAUACUGUAUAAAUAUGUGAAAGUAGAUGGACUUUAAUAAAUUGAUUGGCCUUAUUAAAAAAUCAAAGAAUUCCAUCUUUUUUGCAAGUUA